Molecule: messenger RNA, 5429 nt
Organism: Molossus molossus (Pallas's mastiff bat)
Lineage: Eukaryota; Metazoa; Chordata; Mammalia; Chiroptera; Molossidae
Gene: MLLT10
Product: MLLT10 histone lysine methyltransferase DOT1L cofactor
Exons: 24
Coding region: 357-3728 (1123 amino acids)
Biological process (GO): regulation of transcription by RNA polymerase II
Cellular component (GO): nucleus
Molecular function (GO): histone binding; nucleosome binding
Source: RefSeq, a predicted model, not a curated record
ACGCGGCGACGCGCACGCAGGCCUCGCCUCUCCCGGGCCUUCUCCCUCACGCCGGCCGCGGGGCGGGCGCGCACGCCGAGUGACGCUCGGAGGAGGAAGCACAGUCCCGGUUCCCCUCCCUCGCCGCCCCUGGCCCAGCGGGAGCCCCCCAGUGCGCCUGUGCGGAGGCCUACUUGAUUAUGUGUGCCCUCUCCGGGCUCCAGCGUUAGCCGCCGGGUGGAGGUGGGGAGGGAAGAAGACGAGGAGGAGGAGGCGGAGGAGGCGGAGGAGGCGGUGGAGGGGAGGUGGGGGGAGUCAGCAAGGACAUGGCUCCUGACUCCUGUGCGGAACGUGAGUGACUGAGCGGCAAAGCCCGAAUGGUCUCUAGCGACCGGCCCGUGUCACUGGAGGACGAGGUCUCCCAUAGUAUGAAGGAGAUGAUUGGAGGCUGUUGCGUUUGCUCAGACGAGAGAGGCUGGGCCGAGAACCCGCUGGUUUAUUGCGACGGGCACGGCUGCAGCGUCGCGGUGCAUCAAGCUUGCUAUGGCAUUGUUCAAGUACCCACUGGACCAUGGUUUUGCAGGAAAUGUGAAUCUCAGGAGAGAGCAGCCAGAGUGAGAUGUGAACUGUGUCCUCAUAAGGAUGGAGCUUUAAAAAGAACAGAUAAUGGGGGUUGGGCUCAUGUGGUUUGUGCCCUUUAUAUUCCAGAGGUACAAUUUGCCAAUGUUUCUACAAUGGAACCAAUCGUUUUACAGUCUGUUCCACAUGAUCGUUAUAAUAAGACUUGCUACAUUUGUGAUGAACAAGGAAGAGAAAGCAAAGCAGCCACUGGUGCUUGCAUGACAUGUAAUAAACACGGAUGUAGACAGGCUUUCCAUGUGACAUGUGCUCAGUUUGCUGGACUACUUUGUGAAGAAGAAGGGAAUGGUGCAGAUAAUGUCCAAUACUGUGGCUACUGUAAAUACCAUUUUAGUAAGCUGAAAAAGAGCAAACGGGGAUCUAAUAGGUCAUAUGAUCAAAGUUUAAGUGAUUCUUCCUCUCACUCUCAGGAUAAGCAUCAUGAGAAAGAGAAAAAAGUAUUUGGUAAAAAUUGCCUCACUGCCUCUGAGAGACACCGUGACAGUCCACACAGAGCAAAAAGACAGCUACAGUCACUUACCAGUCAGACUCUACUGAUAACUUCCUACCUAGGACUUGCUGAUCACUUCAACUUGGUGGCUCAAAUAGACACUUCUAAAUAUAAAGAAAAGGACAAACACAAGCAAAAACACAAGAAGCAACCAGAGCCAUCACCUGCAUUGGUUCCUUCCUUGACUGUUACUACAGAAAAAACUUACACGAGCACUAGCAGCAACUCUAUAUCUGGAUCAUUGAAGCGCUUGGAAGAUACUGCAGCACGAUUUACAAAUGCAAAUUUCCAGGAAGUUUCUGCCCAUACAACUAGUGGAAAAGAUGUUUCAGAGGCUAGAGGGUCAGAGGGCAAAGGGAAGAAAUCUUCAACUCACAGCUCAGGUCAAAGGGGAAGAAAGCCUGGUGGAAGAAAUCCAGGAACGACUGUGUCAGCAGCUAGUCCUUUCCAGCAAGGUAGUUUUUCAGGAACUCCAGGCAGUGUAAAAUCAUCUUCGGGAAGUUCAGUUCAGUCUCCCCAGGAUUUCUUGAGCUUUACAGACUCAGAUCUACGUAAUGACAGUUAUAUUCACUCCCAACAGUCAUCAUCAACCAAAGAUGUACAUAAAGGAGAGUCUGGAAGCCAGGAAGGGGGGGUAAAUAGUUUUAGUUCCAUAAUUGGUCUCCCUUCGACCUCAGCUGUUAUUUCACAGCCUAAAAACUUUGAAAACUCACCUGGAGAUUUGGGUAAUUCCAGCCUUCCUACAGCAGGAUAUAAGCGGGCUCAAACAUCUGGCAUAGAAGAAGACACUGUAAAGGAAAAGAAAAGAAAAGGAAAUAAACAAAGUAAGCAUGGGCCUGGUAGACCCAAAGGAAACAAAAAUCAAGAAAAUGUUUCUCAUCUCUCAGUUUCUUCUGCUUCACCAACAUCAUCUGUAGCAUCAGCUGCAGGAAGUAUAACAAGCUCUAGUCUUCAAAAAUCUCCUACAUUGCUCAGGAAUGGAAGUUUACAAAGUCUUAGUGUUGGCUCAUCUCCAGUUGGUUCAGAAAUUUCCAUGCAGUAUCGGCAUGAUGGAGCUUGUCCAACAACUACUUUCUCAGAGUUGCUGAAUGCAAUACACAAUGGUAUUUAUAACAGCAAUGAUGUAGCAGUAUCAUUUCCAAAUGUAGUAUCUGGCUCAGGAUCUAGUACUCCUGUCUCCAGUUCUCAUUUACCUCAGCAGUCUUCUGGGCAUUUGCAACAAGUGGGAGCUCUGUCCCCAUCAGUGGCAUCAUCUGCAACCCCUGCUGUUGCUACAACUCAGGCAAAUACCCUAUCUGGAUCUUCUCUCAGUCAGGCACCGUCUCAUAUGUAUGGCAAUAGAUUAAAUCCAAAUUCUUCAAUGGCAGCUCUUAUAGCUCAAUCUGAAAACACUCAAACAGAUCAGGAUCUUGGAGACAAUAGCCGCAGCCUUGUUGGCAGAGGAAGCUCACCCCGAGGAAGUCUCUCACCACGAUCCCCUGUAAGCAGUUUACAGAUUCGCUAUGAUCCACCAGGCAACAGCAGUUUGGAAAAUCUGCCUCCAGUAGCGGCCAGCAUAGAACAGCUUUUGGAGAGGCAGUGGAGUGAAGGACAGCAAUUUUUAUUAGAACAGGGUACUCCUAGUGACAUUUUAGGAAUGCUGAAAUCAUUACACCAACUUCAAGUUGAAAAUCGAAGAUUAGAGGAACAAAUUAAAAAUUUAACUGCCAAAAAAGAACGCCUUCAGUUAUUGAAUGCACAGCUCUCAGUGCCUUUUCCAGCAAUAACAACGAAUCCUAGUCCAUCUCAUCAACUUCAUGCAUUUUCAGCACAGAAUGCUCCUACUACUGAUUCCUUGAACAGCAGUAAGAGCCCUCAUCUAGGAAACAGCUUUUUACCUGAUAAUUCUCUUCCUGUAUUAAAUCAGGACUUAACCUCCAGUGGACAAAGCACCAGCAGCUCAUCAGCUCUUUCUACUCCACCUCCUGCUGGGCAGAGUCCAGCUCAGCAGGGCUCAGGCGUUAGUGGAGUUCAGCAGGUCAAUGGUGUGACGGUGGGGGCGCUGGCUAGUGGAAUGCAGACUGUAACAUCCACCAUUCCUGCAGUGCCUGGAGUGGGUGGGAUAAUUGGAGCUUUGCCAAGUAACCAACUGGCAAUUAAUGGCAUUGUAGGAGCUUUAAAUGGAGUUAUUCAGACCCCUGUCACAAUAUCCCAGAACCCUGCCCCCCUCACCCACACAACUGUACCACCUAAUGCAACUCAUCCAAUGCCAGCUACACUGACUAACAGUGCCUCAGGACUAGGAUUACUUUCUGACCAGCAAAGACAAAUAUUUCUUCAUCAACAACAAUUUCAGCAGUUGUUAAAUUCUCAACAGCUCACACCAGAGCAACAUCAGGCCCUUCUGUAUCAGUUAAUGCAACAACAUCACCACCAGCAACACCACCAACCUGAACUACAGCAGCUACAGAUCUCUGGACCAACACAAAUACCGAUAAACAACCUACUUGCAGGUAGUCAGGCACCAUCACUUCACCCAGCUACCACCAACCCAUUUCUUACCAUCCAUGGCGAUAAUGCAAGUCAGAAAGGAACAAGACUUAGUGAUAAAACCGGGCCUGUCGCGCAAGAGAAAAGUUGACGGUUGAGAAACAUCUAGAAAUCGCCUACCCUGCUGUUCCAGCACUUCAUUUGGCUGCUGUCGCAGUCCUCUUACCCCUAUGAAGAAACGCAGCAAGAAACUAACCGCACAACUAAGGAUUAAAUGCCACAAGGACAUUCUUUUAAGGCUUUGAUUGAUUUUCUUGUUGCUUUGUUGCACUGAAAUGGAAUUCCCAUAUCCCCCACCCCUCAUUCAGAUUUUUUGAACUUUGAAAGAAAAUUUAAUGACUAACUUUUGUCAGUGAAAUAAAUUACAUGCAAUGAGUUUAUCAACCUAUGAGAAUUUUAAUAUAGUUGGUGCACAACUAAUUUUGUUACAAAUUGGAGAGAUGAAUAGCAAAACUGAAGACUUAUUCCAUUUAUAAACUAUUUGAUUUCAUUGUACGAGUUGGAAUAUGAAAAUAUAUUUUGUUUGGGUUACAGCGUGUUUGCUCUGUGAGUCAAAACUUAAAUUUCAAGGAACUGUCCAAUUUCUUCUGGAGAUUUUUCGUUAUUGCAAAUAAAUAGAUCAUCAACUGGGACUUGGCAAUCUUUGUUAUAAAAAUUUCCUUUUUAAUGGCCAAUUUUGGUAAUCAAGUUAGGAUGGUAAUGUCUGCUUCUGCUAAAGAUAAUUUUCUUUUGCUAAAUGCUUUUUCUUUACUGUUAAGACCUACUCAUAUUUCAAAGAAACUUUGAGUUAAGUGAGUUCUAAGGCUGCUGGGGGAACCAGAUCAAUUCAAAGUGAAAGACUUCUUUCAGAAAGAGGGGCCACUCUGGAAGCUGAUGAUAGGGUUUGGCCUGAAUCAAGUGCCUGUUAGUACCUCCAUGGUGUUGAAAUGGCUCUAGACAGCUGAGCUUGCACUAUGCUAUAGUCAGUCCUUGUAGUAGUAGGAACAGUCAGUGUUGCACCAGCAGCCUUCCCCAUGGUUCUGCCUUUAUUAAAAACUCUAUGCCACCGUAGAUAGCUCAGGCAAAAAACUAUUACCUGGGUAUUUAUCCACUAAUGAGUCACAAGAAAAAUGAGUGGAUUUGGUAAGAAUUUUUGUUUUUUAAUUUAAAUAACUUCCCAUUUCUGACAAUUUCAAAUGAACAAAACAAGACAAGCAACCCACCACUACAGUUCCUGAAACAGGUGAAAUCUGUAUUACAGCCUUUCUACUUUGGGUAGCGACACUUCUGGUGUGACAGCAUGGCAGUGUAUAAAUUAAACAAUUGGGGACACAAUCAUUGAACUGUUCUUAAAUGUGUGAAUUAUUAGUGGAAAAGACCCAGCUGUAAUUAGACCUCCACUGUGUACUUAGCUGGAAGAACAUGUUAAUUCUGCAAUAUGUCUCUUGGUUAAACAUUGCACAGUUCUUACCUCAUUUCUGUAAAUAAAGUUUUGUGAAUCUGUUUUGUAUUGUGAAAAAUUCAUAAGAUAACAUUGCUAUUUUGAUUUGUAAUAUUUCUAAUUGGUAGAUUUAAUUGAAAAGUAAAAUUAAUUUAUUUUUAUAUGUUCAGGGGAAUUUUAAAGUCAAAUCUUUUGUAGAUAAUUUAAAAAAUCGGUGUGGUUUAUUUUACUUAUUUAACCCACUGGUUGUUAUUCUGUAACAAUUUGUAUAAAUGGUAAAUUUUGAAUGUGUUGUUAUUUUACCUAGAUGUAAAAUUCCACAUGUAUUAAAGAAAAUGUACAAAGUUUUUGUUAAUAAAAUUUAAUAAUGUU